CCAGCUGUUAGCUAGAGCCAUCAGCCGCAAAAUCACAAAAUCGUCUGCCGCUCAGUAACACCAGUUUAGUCAGUGUUCUUAGUUCGUGGGUAUAGGACGCGUCGUAUAUAGUACGUUAGGGUAUCCAUUCGCUAUACACUUCUUCUUCGUCACCAUUAGGUAUUCUCUGGCUACGGCUGUGAUUUUGUCGUUCCUGGUUUUUGAAACCAAGUGAAUCCUCUCGAGUUAUAAUCCCGAGAACUGUCAUUUUAUUAAUUUUUUUUUUUUUUUUUUAAUAAAUUUAUGUUUUUUUUUUGAGUUUUGGAACAGUCAAAAUUGUUUAAUCACGCCCCCAUACAUUACACCACCCUAAUAUUACACUACUCGUUGCAACACACAAUAAGCAUAAUUAUCCACUUGCCGGGUUUUUUAAGAUACCAAAAAAAAGAAAAAAAAAGGACAUCAAACAAGUAAAGUACUUGUUCACCAAAACGAGUAGAAGAAGAAGAAGAAGAAAAGUGAAGUGCUUGUUGCAGUAAAAAAAACACAGUAAAACCAAAAAAAAAAUAAAAAAUAUUAUAAUCUACCAUCAUGUCAAAGCCCGAGAUGAAAAAUGGAGUGGCUGCAACAACUACCUACGACUUUCAAUACCCACAGCCCAAGGAAAAAGAAACCUUUUUGGAAUUUUGUUAUAAUAAAAAAAAUGGAACCUAUUUUGGACGCACUAUGAGUAGUUGGGGUCGAUUAUUAUUGUUCUACAUAAUAUUCUACAUCAUCUUGGCUGGUCUCUUUGCAAUUUGCUUACAAGGUCUAUUUGCAACACUCAGUGACGAAGAACCCAAAUGGAAAUUAGAUUCAUCGCUAAUUGGCACAAAUCCUGGUCUAGGUUUUCGUCCAUUGAGUGAAGAAACUGAACGUGGUUCUGUAAUACAAUUUGAUACAAAAAAACCUGGUGAAUAUAAAUAUUGGAAAGAUUUAUUGGAUGAAUUUGUACAACCUUACAACACAACCGGAGGAAUGAAUGAAAAAGUCUGUCAUUUCGGUCAAACUCAAGACAUCAAAAAAGUAUGCAUUGUUGAUAUUAAUGCAUUUGGUGAAUGUUCACCAGCCAAACAAUACGGCUAUGAUAAGGGUCGUCCAUGUGUAUUUUUGAAAUUGAACAAAAUUUUCGACUGGGUUCCGGAAACUUAUAACGAUGUCAAUAAUUUACCCGAAACUAUGCCCGCUGAUUUAGUUGAACAUAUCAAGAGUCUUAAUGAAACUCAUCGUGAACAAGUUUGGAUAUCCUGCCAGGGACAACAUUCACUAGACAAAGAAAAUAUGGGUCCAAUUUCAUAUUUCCCAGCUCGUGGUUUCCCCGCAUUCUACUACCCCUUCCGCAAUCAACCCGGUUAUCUAAGUCCCCUUGUCGCUGUACAAUUCGAAUCAAUAAAACUAAAUCAAUUGCUAAGCAUUGAAUGUCGUGCUUGGGCCAAAAACAUUAUCUACAAUGGCAGUAUUCGAGAUCGAAUGGGGUCAGUGACCUUCCAGCUAUUUGUCGAUUAGAAUAUAAAACCAUAUUCGUGUAGUAUUUGUAAAUUUUAAUUCACGUAAUAUAUACAUAUAUGUAAAAGUUACUUUAUACACAUAAAUUAUAUUUAUACAUACAUACAAACAACAGAACCAAUUUUGAUAAAAUCGCCUAAAUAAAAAAAAAAUAAAUACCACCAACAUAAAUCUCUCCAUUUAUGAGUAGCGAAUGAUACUUAAAAAAAGGAUUUUUAAAAAAGAAAAUCUUCGAAAGAUAAAAAUUAAAAAAAAAUUAAAUAAAAAAAUCAAAAUUGAAAUCAAAUUUAGCACAGAAGAUGCCUGAAAAAAAAUCACACAUCAUUUAACCAACAACAUAAACAUUGCCGAAGUUGAUUACUUCUCUUCUAUAUAUUUUGUUUCUAUUCGUUUGUUCAGCACAAUUAUUUAUACCUGUGUAAAAUUUAAAAUAAAAAAUUAAUACAUUAAAAAUAUAUUUAUGAUAAAUUAAAAAAAAAAAACUAAAAAUAAGAAAAUUUCCAAUUUUUUUAUGGAAAUCAAACAAAAAAACAUGUUAAUGUAUUUUAUAAAAUAAACUACAAAAAUUAUAAUUUUACUUUCGAGUUUUUUUUUUAUUAAAAUUAACAACAAAAAAAUAUGUUAAAAAAUAAUAAAUAUCUAUUCAGUUGAUGUUCUCUAAUGUUUUCGUUCUGUUUUACUGAAAACAUAUAAAAAUAUUUUGUCUGUGUAUUUUGUAUUUGUAAAUAUAUUUCAAUAAAAUUUAAAACAUUAAAGAAAAAAAAAACAAAAAACUUAAAUAACAUUUUCUUUUAUUUUCGCAUUUUAAUUUUAUUAUUAUUUUUUUUUUAUUUUAAAAUUAAAAGUAAAUAUUACACCAUUUUUUUUUUUCUUUUAUUUUUCACAAUUUUAACGCUUAGCAAAGAGUAAAAACUAUUUUUAUUAUUUUUUUAUUAUUAUAAAUAUAACAUUUUAGUUUCUGUCGACCACUAAAAUUACAUAAUAAUUUAUUUAUAUAUAUUAAAAUAUUUAUAAUAUUGCCUCGGUUUUCAUUUUUUUUUUCUUAAUUCGAAUAAAAACAAUUUUCACAGGAAGUUUUUUAUUAAAAAAAAAAAAUAUUUACGAUAUUAUUGUUUUCUUUUUUCCUAUAAAUUUAACAAUUUUUUUUUUUUUUAAUUUUUAGUUCACCUACAAAAACUAAAUCUAUAAAAUAUAUUUUUUGUUUGGCUUGAAUUUGGGAUCAAAAGUAGAGAAUAGAUUUAUUAUAGAAAGAAAACUAAUUUUUUGUUUUAUAGAAGGAUUAAUAACAAUGAAACCUUUAAAAUAGAAUUAUUUCUUUUGCUUUUUUUUUUAAAUUAAUAAUUUUCUAUUUUGUAUCUAUUUAGGUUUUUUUGUACAGAGUAUUUUAAAAUUUAAAAACAAAAUAUCAAAGAAAUUUUUAUAGCCCACUAAAUCAAAAAAAAAAAAAUAAUAAUAAUAA
Messenger RNA from Episyrphus balteatus (marmalade hoverfly), 2983 nucleotides. RefSeq names its product sodium/potassium-transporting ATPase subunit beta-1. Gene Ontology annotation, biological process: intracellular sodium ion homeostasis; potassium ion import across plasma membrane; sodium ion export across plasma membrane. Lineage: Eukaryota; Metazoa; Arthropoda; Insecta; Diptera; Syrphidae. Bases 571 to 1524 code for a protein of 317 amino acids. The record is from RefSeq and is a predicted model, not a curated record. Gene Ontology annotation, molecular function: ATPase activator activity. Gene Ontology annotation, cellular component: sodium:potassium-exchanging ATPase complex. The transcript has 4 exons.